Molecule: messenger RNA, 1981 nt
Organism: Dermatophagoides pteronyssinus (European house dust mite)
Lineage: Eukaryota; Metazoa; Arthropoda; Arachnida; Sarcoptiformes; Pyroglyphidae
Gene: Mmp1
Product: Matrix metalloproteinase 1
Biological process (GO): proteolysis; extracellular matrix organization; collagen catabolic process
Cellular component (GO): extracellular matrix
Molecular function (GO): zinc ion binding; metalloendopeptidase activity
Source: RefSeq, a predicted model, not a curated record
UGAUGAUGGUGAUAAUUGAUGCAGCUCCAACUGAAAAUCAAACGAAAUUAUCGAUAAAAUUGGAUGAUCAUCUGCAAAUGAUGAUUGAAAAUAACAUUGAUGAUCAUCAUCACCAUCAUCGUCGUCGAAAACGUUUCAUAUCAUCCGAUGUUGGUGCAAUGAGCUACUUACAACGAUUUGGCUAUAUGAAUGAAAGUGAAGAUUCAGCAUCAUCACAUUUAAUAUCGGAAAAUAUUUAUUCACAAGCAAUUAUGGAAUUUCAACGUUUUGCCGGUCUAAAUGAAACAGGCAUCCUUGAUGAAGAAACAAUUCAAAUGAUGAAUGCACCAAGAUGCGGCAAUCAAGAUCUUAAUGGCCAUGGUGAAGAAGCACGUAGACGACGACGUAAACGUUAUGCAUUACAAGGAUCAAAAUGGCGACGAACCGAUCUAACAUAUCGUAUAUCACAAUAUCCAUCCAAAUUAAAUUUGAAAAAAAUUGAUAUUGAUCGUGAAAUAGCACGAGCAUUUCAAGUUUGGGCCGAUGUUACACCGUUGAAUUUCAAAGUAAAACAAGAUGGUCGUGUACAUAUUGAUAUUCGAUUUGUUUCGGGUGAACAUGGUGAUGGUGAUCCAUUCGAUGGGCCCGGUAAUACAUUAGCACAUGCAUAUUUUCCACAAUAUGGUGGUGAUGCACAUUUUGAUAAUGCCGAACAUUGGACAGUUGAAUCAUAUUCUGGUACAAAUAUAUUUCAAGUUGCCGCACAUGAAUUAGGACAUUCAUUAGGUCUUGGUCAUAGUAGUUCAAGAGAUUCAUUAAUGGCACCAUUUUAUCAAAAAUAUAAACCAAAAUUUAAAUUACAUCAAGAUGAUGUAUUAGCUAUACAAGCAUUAUAUGGUUAUAAUGAUGAUGAUAAUAAUAAUGAAUCAUCAACAGAAUCAUCAUCAUCAUCAUCAUCAACAUCUGAACGACCAAUUGAACCUGAUCCAUCAGGUGAUGGACCAGAUUUAUGUCAAGAUAGUAGUAUUGAUGCUGUAACACGUAUUGCUGAUGGUUCAACAUAUGUUUUUAAAGGUGAUUAUUAUUGGCGUAUUGAAACAAAUGGUAUUGCUGAUGGUUUUCCACGACGUAUAUCGACCGAUUGGGAUGGUUUACCCGGUAAUUUAAAUGCAGCAUUAACAUGGGCCGAUGGAAAGACAUUCUUUUUCAAGGGAAAUAAAUAUUGGCGAUUUAAAAAUAUGCGUAUGGAUAAAGGAUAUCCAAAAUUGAUUAAUACUGGUUUUGCCGGUAUACCGGAUAAUGUUGAUGCUGCAUUUGUUUGGGGUGGAAAUGGAAAAACAUAUUUUUUCAAAGGAAAUGAAUAUUGGCGUUUUGAUUCAAAAACCGAACCACCUGUUUCGAAACUAUAUCCAAAAUCGAUAAAAAAUUGGAAUGGUAUACCAACACGUUUGGAUGCUGCAUUCCGUUGGGAAAAUGGUAUGACCUAUUUUUUCAAAGGACCAUUAUAUUAUCGUUUUAAUGAUAUUGAUUUUGAGAUUGAUACACGUGCAAAACCACCGUUUCCACGUCAAACAUCACAAUGGUGGUUUGAUUGUCAAUCAUUAAGUAGAAAAUUAAAACGUCGUCCAACAACAAAAAAACGUAGUAGUAGUAGCAGCAGCAGCAAUAGUAAUAAUCGUCGUAAUUCAUUUACGGAUAAUAUUCGAUCAUUUUUCGGUAUUAGUCAAACAAAACCGAUUGCAAGUGCAUUAAUGGAUUCACAAUUAUCGACAAAUGUUAGUGAAUGGCGUUUACAUGGUUCAGCCGGAAUAGAUGAUGAUGAUUCGGAUUUGUCAAUCAAAUCAGAAUCAUCAUCAAAUUCAAAUGAUGAUACAAUGCAAGAUUAUAUUCAUCCAUGAUAAAAAACAAACAAUUAACCCAAAGUGUGGAUUAUUGGCGAUUUUAUGGUUUAGCUGGCUGGCUGGCUGAUGACAUUUUACCUGUAAAUAUAAAAUUUUCUUCA